GUGGCUCCGCCACUGCCUUCUGCCUUACCAAAUUACCCCAUGUUGAAGAAAGCACGUCUAAACGUACAGCUCCAAAUCUCCAAAUUUGGCCAAAAACCCAUAAAAACUCAUUCUCUCAAAGAGGUUUGUAAGCAAGCAAGCCUUCAAGAAGCUUUUCAAACAUUAACUCGUUUAUUCACUGAACAAAAUUCACUUCCGUUUUGUCUGGAGGAGUCUUAUUCGUCAGUUCUUGAGCUCUGUGCAGCUAAGAAAGCUCUCUCACAUGGGCAACAAGUGCAUGCCCAUAUGAUAAAGUCUUAUGCUGUGUGUGACUCGGUGUUUUUGACUACUAGGCUUGUGUUCAUGUAUGGGAAAUGUGGCUCUCUUUCGAGUGCAGAGAAGAUGUUCGAUAAAAUGUCUCAUCGAACCAUUUUUACGUGGAAUGCUAUGAUUGGUGCUUAUGUUUCAAAUGGGGGACCUCUGAGAGCUCUUAAACUGUAUAGACAAAUGCGGGUCUCGGGAGUUCCACUUGACUCUUGCACUUUUCCUUCUGUGCUAAAAGCUUGUGGUGAACUUAAUAACAUCCGCUGCGGGACUGAAAUUCAUGGUCUAGCUAUCAAAUGUGGAUAUGAUUGUAUUGUAUUUGUUGUCAAUUCAAUUGUUGCGAUGUAUGCAAAGUGCGGUAAUCUUGAUGGGGCAAGGCAAUUAUUUGACAGUAUGACCGAAAAGGAUGAUAUUGUGUCCUGGAAUUGUAUAAUUUCGGCAUAUGCAGCAAAUGGACAAUCUGUAGAGGCAUUAGGACUUUUUAGAGAUAUGCAGAGCGUGGGUCUUGCUAUGAACACGUAUACUUUUGUUGCUACCCUUCAAGCCUGUGAGGAUUCAUUCUUUGUGAAACUUGGUAUGGAGAUCCAUGCUGCUAUUUUAAAAGCUAGUCAUGAUGUUGAUGUUUAUUUAGCUAAUGCUUUGAUUACUAUGUAUGCAAGAUGUGGUAAAAUGAAUGAAGCUGCAAGAAUUUUUUAUAAGAUGGAUUAUAAAGAUUAUAUAUCAUGGAAUGCUUUUCUCUCUGGUUUUGUCCAAAAUGGCCUAUAUGAAGAAGCUAUAAAGUUAUUCCAUGAUAUGCAGGAUGCUGAUAGAAAACCUGACCAGGUUUCAGUAUUAAAUGUUAUUGCAGCAUCUGGUCGAUUGGGGAAUUUAUCAAAGGGAAGGGAACUUCACGCUUAUGCAAUAAAACGUGGAUUUGAUUCUGAUUUGCAGAUUGGGAAUACAAUAAUUGAUAUGUACGCAAAGUGUGGCAAUGUGGCCUAUAUGGGUCAUGCUUUUGAUAGGAUGCUUGAUAAGGACUUCAUUUCUUGGACAACAAUAAUUGCUGGAUAUGCUCAGAGCAAAGCAUAUUCGAAGGCCUUAGAGUUUUUCUUGAAAGUGCAGAUGGAAGGGAUGGAUGUUGAUGCAAUGAUGAUUGCAAGUACCCUACUGGCUUGUGGUGGCCUAAAGAACAUUUCUUACCUUAAAGAAAUUCAUGGUUACAUUUUGAGGAGAGGUGUGUCUGAUCUUGAACUACAGAAUUCACUUAUUGCUGUCUAUGGGGAGUGCGAGAACAUUGUUUAUGCAAAACGAAUGUUUGAAUCCAUCAAAUUUAAAGAUGUUGUGUCUUGGACAAGCAUGAUUACUUGCUAUCUCCAUAAUGCAUUUGCAAAUGAGGCUCUUGAACUUGUCUACUUGAUGAAAGAAACUAAUGUUGAACCUGAUUCUAUAGCUCUAGUGAGCAUACUCUCAGGUGCUGCUAGUUUAUCUGCCUUGAAUAAAGGAAAAGAAAUUCAUGGAUUUCUGAUUAGGAAGGGCUUCAUCUUAGAGGGAUCGCUUGCAAACUCUCUUGUCGAUAUGUAUGCCCGCUGUGGAGAUCUAGAGAACUCUUAUAAGGUUUUCAAUUGUAUGAAACAAAAAAGUUUAGCUCUGUGGACAAGUAUGAUUAAUGCAAAUGGAAUGCAGGGCCGUGGCCAAGCAGCAAUCGAUUUAUUCAAUAGGAUGAAGGGUGAAAGCAUUAUUCCUGAUCAUAUUACCUUUUUGGUACUUCUUUAUGCAUGCAGUCAUUCAGGACUGAUCGAUGAAGGUAGAGAACUUCUGGAAGUUAUGCAAUAUGAUUAUCAUUUGGAGCCGUGGCCUGAGCAUUAUGCCUGUCUGGUUGAUCUUUUGGGGCGUGCCAAUUGCUUAGAAGAGGCAUACCGAUUCGUGGAAAGUAUGCAGAUUGAACCUACUGCUGAAGUUUGGUGUGCUCUCCUUGGGGCUUGCAGGGUUCACCCAAAUAAAGAAAUUGGACAAAUUGCAGCACAAAAGCUCUUAGAAUUGCAUCCAGAAAAUCCAGGAAAUUAUGUGUUGACAUUUGGUAAAACAUGCUAA
Messenger RNA from Corylus avellana, 2373 nucleotides. NCBI's taxonomy places the organism in Eukaryota, Viridiplantae, Streptophyta, Magnoliopsida, Fagales, Betulaceae. The record is from RefSeq and is a predicted model, not a curated record.